AUGAACCAUCACCCCCUUCAGCGCAAUCAAUCCCUCAUCGCCAGCCUUCGCAGCCUCAUAGAGUUGGAAAAAUGGCCCGAGUUCGACGCGCUCGAGGCCGACUUCAACCGAAGCUUCGACGCCGGCUCCGAGGACGCCAGGCAGGUGCGCGAGCACGACUCGCUGGUGCAGGCCAUGCAAGCGGCCGAGGCCGGGGUGCACCGUAAUCUCGAGACCAAGACGCGGUGGGCGGCUGUCGAGAUGGCCAGGGUCAAGAGGGUGCAGCUCCAGGCCGACGCGCUCAUGGCCGAGGCCAAGGUGAUGAGGGACGAGGCGGGCAGGGAGAUGAAGCGGGCCAGGGAGGUCGAGGAUGAAGUCGAGAGCGAGAUCUCCCGGCACGAGGAGGUCGUGGAGUCGAUCAAGGGGAAGCUUGGCAGGAUCGCCAGGGAGCGGGAGGGGAGGCGGGUGACUCAGGAGAGGAGGUUCAAGGCUGCAGUGGGGAGGUUGUGGCAGACUGUUGAGGAUAUGCAAGGUGUGCGGCCUGUGGUGGGCGAGACCCAUGCGCAGACACAGGUACAGGUACAACCUAAAAAGGUAAAACCAGAAAGACCCGCGCCACUUUUGUUGUCGAGCUCUUUCAGCCACAGGAGACCGGACUCAACUAGCCAAAACUCUCCCCAAGAAAAGAACGCACUCGAUAUUGAAUCACUACCAACACGGGAUCGACCAAUAGGGGCCUUGUCCAUUUCACAACUGUUGAUCGAUCCCAAAGAAGAACCUUCGUCUGCCACGUCCCAUUCAUCUCCACCGCCUCCAUGGGAUUGCAUCCAAUUGCCUAUCCCAGACACCCGUGGUCAGUUUCAUUGGCCACCUCCUCGCCCAGGACCCGACGCAUUGCCUCCUCCUGGCGUGCCAAGAUCUGAUGCCAAGUCAUCAUCUCGUGUUAUAUCCUUACCGAGCUACAAAACAUGGCGUCAACACCAACCAGUCUCUCCACCACCUCAACUAGAACCAACUGGACGCAAAAGGCGCGCAGUGGAAUGUAUGCCACAGUCUGAUACGACCGUAGCAAUGACCGCACCGCAACUCCCGAUACCAUGCGGCGUUUCCGUGCGGUCCCUCUCCCCAGUCAGCUGCUCCCCACUAUCAACAACCUCAUCUCUGCCACACAUACCCACCCCCUUGCGCCUCCCACCGCCGAUCCAAUCUUUCCCAACAGAAAUCCAACCCUCUCACCAUCUCCUACCACACGUACCGCUGCCUGCACAGCCAACCAGGGGCCAAGUCCCAUUCAAACGCAAGCACAACACCAUCCCACCCCCGCCCUUGUCCCACCAAAAGCCCAAACCCGCCAACACGGACGACGUCGAAGCCGCCGACCGUUGGGACACAUCCUUCCUGACCCCUGAGGCAGGUCUGCUCGGCAGCGUGUCGUGGGAGCAGUUCCGCAACGACAGCAGCAAGUACCCCCUGCACAAGCGGUGGCUGUGCCAGCGCCGGAAGCGGGUCAAGGGCGCGCGGGGCGCGGGGCGCGGCCCGCUGCGCUGGCUCGUCUUCAAGUGUCCGGCGCACCCGGCCCGCGUCAUCGACUGCCAAAAGGAGCUCGAGAGGCACUACAUCCGGGACCAUGCCGACGUCAAGACGGCCGAGAAGCGGCUGGAGGAGUGUGCCGUCUACGUCAGGGGUUGUCGGGACGCGCUGGCGAGUAGUCACAAUGCGCGCAUCACGAGGGAUACCUACGCGGUGGAUUGGGGGAGCGAGGGGCCGGUUUCUCCUGGUGGUGUUGGUGAUGGCAGACAAGGAGGGGGCGUGCGGGAGCAGGUUCCUAGGGCGGUCAGUGAGAAUCGGUUGGAUGCGUGGGAGAGUCGUGUUACCGUGCUGGCGGGGACGGGUCAAGAGGCGAGCAGUGCUUGA
Messenger RNA from Pyricularia grisea, 1893 nucleotides. RefSeq lists its product as uncharacterized. The coding region runs from base 1 to 1893 and encodes 630 amino acids. Lineage: Eukaryota; Fungi; Ascomycota; Sordariomycetes; Magnaporthales; Pyriculariaceae. The record is from RefSeq and is a predicted model, not a curated record. The transcript has a single exon.